CCUGAAAGAACAAUACUGUAUUUAAAACGAAGAAAAAUUUUAUCUAAUAUAAACUUACCAGUGAUUCAAUGGGAAGUGUAGGCCUGCUUUUUGGCUGAUGAGAUACUCAAGUUAAUGAGGAUUGUUGUGUGCCUUCAAGAUGUUCCAGACUUAGGGCGACCUUGGAGUGCCACAUUUGGCCCACAGCCCCUAGUUUGGGAACCCUUGAUCUAGAAUCUAGAAUCAAUGUAGUUUGACAUCACUGUAACUGCCAUGACUCAAUGUUAUGGAAUAAUGAAGAUUGCAAUUUUACAAGGUCUUUAGCCUUCUCUGCCAAAGACUAUUGGUGCUCCCACUAAACUGUAACUCCAAGGAUCAUUGGCCAUGGUCACUGGAGAAUCCUGGAAGCUAUAGUUCAAAAAAAAAAAAUCAUUUCUGGGCUUUGUGCUGCUCAUGGAGCCUGUUCUGGCUCAUACCAGCUCAACCUUGCCUUUUCCAUCCAGGAGAGUUUCUUACUGGACAUGCCAAGUUAAUGUCUAACUGAAAGAGGAGUUAUGGCCCAAGAGGAGUUAUGGCUGGAAGGGCCAAAGGUGGAAGUUUAGAGACACAUGGCCAGUGAAGGUUAUAAAGAAAGGAAGAGGAGGAGCUGGAAAGAAAAUCUGUUGUUAGGCUGCGUUUUGCACAGGAGAAGAGCACAAAGGGAAGGAAGCAACUGAAAACAUGAACAAAACUAGCAGGUCUUCUCAAAGCAUCCUCCCCCAAGGUUAUGCAGAUCCCAAGAUGCCUUCAUGGCCUUUGAGUUGCUUGUUGGCUUUGCAGCAUCUCUUGGUCCAGGUGUCUUUCCUCUGUAUCAUAUACUUUCUCUUUAUCACCAACUUACCACGUGAGAAAAUGAAUGGCAUUCCAAGUUGGGAUGAAUUGCUUGCACGCAACCUCUUUGCCUGUGGCAUUGCUACAGCCUUGCAAUGUGGAUUAGGUUCCAGAUUGCCACUCAUUCAGGCUCCAUCCUUUGAGUUCCUUAUCCCUGCCAUGGCAUUGAUUCAACAUGUGGUUCCCAGCCUCCAAUCAAAAGGAAACAGCACUGAGGCUACUGAGAUCUGCAUUGGACCGCAUUGUGAAAACACAGGAAACUGGCAUUGGGUAUUCUGUGAGAUCUCUGGUGCUGUGCUGGUCUCGGCCCUGGUUCAGGUGGUGCUGGGGCUGUCAGGUGCUUGUGGGUGGAUUGUUCAUCGUUGUGGACCUAUGGUUCUGGCGCCGAGCCUUUCUAUCAUUGGACUUUCAGCAUACAGACCUGCUGCUCUUCUCUGCUCAGAGAACUGGGGAGUUGCCUUGCUGCUUGUGUUGCUGAGUGUCUUACUAUCCCAGCACCUGGCUUCCUGCCAUUUGCCCCUCUGCCAAUGGACCCCAGCAAGAGGGUUCUCUGUAAGAUUGAGAGUCCCAGCCCUGCAUAUGUUUUCGAUACUGCUGCCAUUCUUGGGGAUCUGGCUUGUCUAUGGGAUUCUGAGAUCUGUUCCAACAUCAUGGGAGAUGCUACAUCUUUCCGCACACCACCUGACCUUCACCAACAGCACCUUGCAGUCCCCAUGGAUCAAGAUUCCUUAUCCAGGAGAGCAGGGCUGGCCAACACUUAGCACCCGUGCAGCGGGCACUGGUGUUGCCAUGGGUAUCAUUGCAAGUGUGAACUCUGUUGGUUGCUAUUUGCUAUGCAGUAAAGCCCUAAGGCUUCCAGUCCCACCACAACAUGCAUGUAACAGAGGACUCUGUGCAGAGGGGGUUGGCAGUCUUCUGUCUGCUGUACUUGGGAGUGUUUCUGGAACUGGAUCCAGCAUGUCCAAUACUUGUGCUGCCCGUCUGACCAAGACUACUUCAUCUUGCUCAGUGUGGCUUGCUGCAUUGGCGUGUGUGCUCUUGGGCCUGUCUCCCAGGCUCAUGGGACUGCUGACCACUAUUCCUCUGGGAAUUCAUGGAGGAGUGCUCUGCGUGACAUACAGUGUGGCUGUGGGCACCGGCAUCUCCUAUUUCCAAUACACAGACAUUGACUCUGGCAGGAACAUCUUCAUUGUGGGCUUCACCAUGUUCAUGGGACUGCUGGUUCCAAGGUGGCUCUUUGCUGCACCAGGGUCACUGCGCACAGGUUGCAUCCCUGUGGAUCUCUUUCUCCUUUCUCUGCUGAUGGACCCUACCUUUAUAACUGGGUUCCUUUCCUUCUUCUUAGAGAACACAGUCUCAGGCACCCUGCAGGAACGUGGACUGCUCAACCACUUAUCCUCAUGCAAAGAGGAGGCUGGAGAGAAUUUCCUGCCACAGAGACAGAAGGGCUUUGCACAAGGAUACGAGCUGCCUCUAGUUCUGCAACGAUGUCUAUCGCAUCCAUGGUGCAAAGGCUUUCCUUUGUGUUUUCUCUGUCCCCUGGAGAAGGAAAAGGGGGAGGUUGUGAACAGUUACCCACUGGAUGAAAUGCACCGUUCUGAAGGUGAAACCACAGAUUUUCUACUGAGACAGGAAACAGUGAAGCUUGAGUCAGAACUGCACUCGGAAUUAGAGCAAGAGAGUGGCAUGAUGCAAGACAGUUUGGAAAACCAUAGAUGUGGCAAACCAGCAGCUCAUGAAAUGCGCCCCCUGUGCUGAUCUUGAAGAGUGUCCUUGCUUUGAAAGAAACAAUAUGCAAGGACUAGUACUCAGAAAUCUGUUAAGUUUGGCUUUAUAGACAAUAAUGGAGAAAAAACUGAAGUCCAGUCCAUGGGGAAAGAAACACUCCAUUAGAUCAGAGUCAUGGCAUACCCAUGUGUCUAAAAAGGUCUGUCAGCAUUACCUCUUUGGGUUUAUUUUUUUUUCCUUUUGCCUCUUCUGCUUGUGGGAAUGGACCUGUGCCAGAGCAUGUGGUCUCAGUUCUGAAGGCAAAUGACUCAUCUGUACUAGGACACACUAGGGCAGAGCUUUCCAAACAUUUCAUGUUGGUGACACACCAGUUUUAUGUAUGGAUCAUUUCAAGACACAUUAAUUCAAACCGGAAAUUAAAUAAGCCCCAAACACAAAUAUUAUUAUAAUAAAAUGUAUAGGGACACAACAUAUCUCAUGAAAAUCUUUCAUUUAGUUUUUAAAACAAUAUGAUUUAUUGCCUCUUUUACAUAGACUCAAAGGUUUCUUAUUAUGUUCAUGCAUCACACACACUGCAGCCGACACACUAAUGUGUCGCAACACAGUUUGGAAAGGUUUGCACUAGUUUUCAGGAUGGAAUGAAUUUUCAUUUUCUGUACUUAAGCCCUAUCAUGUCACAAACUUAAAUACAAGGGAAGAAUCUUCCCACCCUAUCUCACAGUCUUGAGUCUAUAGGUCACUGUUUCAUUGCUUGCUUACCAAUAAGAGAACCUCUGUCAGUUCUCUUUAGGAUCUAACUUUAGGUGAUCACAACCAAAGGUUUAAAUGUUACUUUUCCCACAAGGCACAGAAGGUCCACUGAAUAGCCUUUCAUUGCUUUUUAUCUUGUUUUAGCAAAGUUUUGGAUGGGCAGCUUCUGGCCUCUAUAUGUUGUUGGGUUACAGCUCUCAUCAGUCCCAUCCUACACAGCCAACAAUGAAUGUGUUGGGAGUUACAACCCAGCACAACACACAGAGGUCCAUAAGUUGCCCACACUGCAUACAGCUUAUUUCAUGAACCCUGGCCAUACAGGAAGAGACAAGGCAUUCUGCACAUCCACUUUCUCAAUACUGGAGGGAUUUUCUUUCUUUUUAAAAAUGGUUUUUAUUGAAGGUUUUUUGGACUAGGAAUACAUCAAGAGGAAUUGUCAUUAUGAAAUCCCCUUAAACAGGACAAGUAAGUUGAAAACUGAACUUUUGCUUGCAAACCAUGCUCUGUGUCACCAAACUCCCUUGACUUGUGAAAAGGCAGAAAAAACGUUUGGCUUUGGUGGAAGAACUUUUGGCUGUAAUGGAAAGGGCUUGGGUAACUUGUUUUUCUCUCAGUACCCUGGAUAGUCAUAUGAAUAAAGUUAAUCAGUAAGCCAUUAAAUACACACAGGAUGGAAUAAGCCUGUACUCACAAAUACAAAUUUGGCUCACAGUAGAUUUGCUUACAACAGUGGUUCUCAACCUGUGAGUACCCAGAUGCUUUGGCCUUCAACUUACAGCUGGUAAACUGGUUGGGAUAUCUGGGAGUUGUAGGCCAAAACACCUGGGGACCCACAGGUUGAGAACCACUGACUUACAAGUUUCCAAUAUGCUGGCUUAGUUCCAUCUUCACGGGAUGACCAUAACUUAAGUCUUAUCCUUAGGUCACCCUGCAGGCCUAACUGAAUUACGAUGCAUUACUACAGAGAAAAAGAAAACAUGCACAUUUUCCUUGUGGAAUUUCCAGGGGAAAAAUGCUAGAAGAAAUUAUGUUUUUAAAUUGUUUGUUUCAUUAUUUCAUUUUAUUGCAUGGUAGGAUGGUCUACAAAAAUAAAAAAUAAAGACAUGAA
Molecule: messenger RNA, 4435 nt
Organism: Anolis sagrei ordinatus
Lineage: Eukaryota; Metazoa; Chordata; Lepidosauria; Squamata; Anolidae
Gene: SLC23A3
Product: solute carrier family 23 member 3
Biological process (GO): transmembrane transport
Cellular component (GO): membrane
Molecular function (GO): transmembrane transporter activity
Source: RefSeq, a predicted model, not a curated record